This is a messenger RNA of Leptidea sinapis, 1400 nucleotides long. RefSeq names its product probable ribosome biogenesis protein RLP24 (gene RpL24-like). The coding region runs from base 89 to 667 and encodes 192 amino acids. Lineage: Eukaryota; Metazoa; Arthropoda; Insecta; Lepidoptera; Pieridae. Gene Ontology annotation, cellular component: nucleolus. The transcript is spliced from 3 exons. The record is from RefSeq and is a predicted model, not a curated record. Gene Ontology annotation, biological process: ribosomal large subunit biogenesis.
CAGUUGACAAAUGUCUUUGUCUACACUCAACACUGCGUGUAAACCGUAAUUUUAUUUUUUAACAGCAAAACACGUGUAGGUACGCAAAAUGCGUAUCGAAACUUGUUAUUUCUGUUCUUCCAGGAUAUAUCCUGGUCAUGGUAUCCAAUUCGUGAGAAAUGACUGCAAGAUUUUCAGAUUCUGCAGAUCAAAAUGUCAUGCUGCAUUCAAAAAGAAGAAGAAUCCACGUAAAACCAAAUGGACCAAAGCGUAUCGUAAGACAGCAGGCAAGGAAUUGGCUAUUGAUCCAUCGUUUGAAUUCGAGAAACGCCGUCACGCACCUGUAAAAUACAACAGAGAAUUAUGGACUAAAACUAUUGAAGCGAUGAAGAAAGUGGAAGAGAUUCGGCAGAGACGUGCGAAUAAUUAUAUAAUGCAAAGGCUAAGGAAGGGACGUGAAGUGGAAUGGCAGAGGGAUGUUAGAGAAGUACAGAGAGAUAUAUCACUUAUAAGAUCACCAGCAGCCGGUCUGAAGCAGAGACAAGCAUUAGAGGCCACUGAAAUGGAAGUAGAACCAGAAACAAUAGAAGUAGUUGAUUCUAAGGGAAGAAAGCAAAUUAUUGAAGCACCUGUUAUGGUUCCGGCCACUGCAGAAAUGAUAGAGGAUGGAGGGGAGGUUGAUUUGUAGAUGUGAUGCAACUUGAUUCAUCUAAGGGGCAAUGCCUUUCCCAUUUAGCUUCUUGGGAAUAUAAAAUUCUGACCAAUAAAUACCACAUCUGCACUUGCUACCUUGAGAGUACAUGCCAAGUCUCGCUAACUGAGUAAUUUUAUAAGCUUUGAUACUUUUUAAACUGAAACAGAUAAACAAAUUAUUGUACAUAGCAAGACACAAUUAUUAUUAAUAAUAAAUUUUAUUUCCAGUCAGUGAAUAUGUGAACAAACAACAACUAUUUGUGCUGUGGUAUCUCACUUUAUUACAUGAAUUUUAAUCAUUAAUUGAAUAACUUCCACAAAAAAGUUCAGUCUAGCUAAGUAUAUUUACACUGUUUCAAGAAACCAUUGUAUUGUGCUAUUUACAUGUUUUGUUUUGUGACGGAUACAAAAUUAUAUUUGUCAUUUAAAUGCUAAAUAAUUUUUAAGAUCUUACAAUUCAUAAUUAACAUAUUUAAUUUGUGCUAAAAUUGAAGAAUAAUAUCGGAUAUGAACCCACAUGGUUAUAUCUAUAUAACUCAUAAGAUAUUUAGUGUAUUGGUUAGAGAAUGUGAUAAUUUUUGUGUUGUUAUUUUAGACUUAUUACUUCACAUCUUUAAACUUUGCUAAGCUUAUAAUGUCAUCUGUAAAUUGGUAUUAUACAGGGCUACAGUUUUUGUUUUUCUUGAAUACUUUUUGUAAUUAUAAAAAAUGUGAAUAAAGUAUACUGU